Messenger RNA from Alternaria conjuncta, 582 nucleotides. RefSeq lists its product as uncharacterized. Bases 1 to 582 code for a protein of 193 amino acids. The transcript is spliced from 2 exons. The record is from RefSeq and is a predicted model, not a curated record. NCBI's taxonomy places the organism in Eukaryota, Fungi, Ascomycota, Dothideomycetes, Pleosporales, Pleosporaceae.
AUGUCGAAAAGCGGAGGCAACGCAGAGGUCAUCGCGAAGAAAGGCGACGUUAUACUCCAGCUAGGCAAAGACGGAGUCGGAGAGGGUGUUCGCAACGUCCUUGUCGCAUCCGUGGCUCUUAGCCUCGCUUCACCAGUCUUUGCAGCUAUGUUCGACGGUCGCUUCUCCGAAGGCCACAAUCUCUCGCCAGCUUCACCACGUACAGUUCCGCUCCCGGAUGACGAUCCUGAGUCCAUCAUCAUGAUCUGCAAGAUCGCACACAUCCAGACAUCGCAGCUUCCCGUCAAAACUACCGCCAUGGCAGUGUCCAAACUCGCGCUCGCAUGUAACAAGUACGACUGCGUGGAUGGGGUCCGAUCAUGGGCUAUUAUCUGGAUCGCCGCCCUUCUUGAAGAUCCCGACGCUGCAGACUUCGAGAAGAUGCUGCUUGCUACACAUCUCCUUGAGUUGCCGAGUGAAUUCUCCAGGGUUUCUCAGAGACUGAUGCGAGAUCACAACACGAUCUUCAGCGUCACAAAAGCCAUGGACGGUCACGACUUCUUGCCUUUCCUGGCAAAGAGUCCUGCCAGGCGAGCAACCUAG